CAAUAAAAAGGAUUAUUAGUUGUAAUCUUUUAUAAAGAAAACGUGAUUGGUUAUCACGACUUUGACGUAAAAAAACAUGUGAUUAUAACUAACGAGUAAGUAGUAUGUUGUUGUAGUAUCAUUCUAUGUCGUCUGCAGUUGAUUUUUAAAAACAAAAUGGAAAGUUAUGAAACUGAAAAGUGUUUAAGUAUACAGGAAGUAUUCGAUGGCGUCGUAGAAAUUGCCGAAGGAUUUGAGAAGAUUAUCGAUUCUCAAGGUGAUGUGGAGAUAGUCAAAAGUGUUUUGAAAAAAGUCAUUUGGUCUUUAGAACAUUUAAGAAAUUGUGUUUUGUUAAAUGAGAGAAUUGAAUGCGAACUUUGUGAUUUGAAAUCUAAAGUCACUCAAUUAGAAUAUGACAAGGAAGAAAAAGCAAAAUUAAAAAAGAAAUUCGAUGAGGAAUUAGAACAAAUUGAGGAAUAUUGGAAGAAAGAAAGCAAAACGUUAAAUACACAAAUUAUUAAACUUCAACAAGAAAAUCAACGUUUACAGAAAUUUCAAACAGAAACUUCUGAAGAAUUAAAUAAGGAAGAAGAGAAUGAAAUUGAUGAUACUGUUUGUACAUUAAGAGAAGUUAUUAACAAUCAAAGAAAUCAGAUACAUGCUAAAGAUGCAGAAAUCUUUGAAAAAAAUGGAGAAGUUGAUGCUUUAGAAAAUCAAUUGUCACGGAUGAAGGAAUUAAAUGAAAAGCUUAGAAAUGAAUUAAUGGUUAUGAGGAGAGAGAAUCAAUGUCUGUUAGAAGAAAAAUUGGAACUUCAAGGAAGAGUUCAAGAGCAUCAAAGGGAAUUACAAUUAUUACAGAAUGCAUUACAUGAAAUGUUAGGAUCUGAAAUUAAUAAUAUUGAAGAAACACAGUCUGAAGAUAGGAAUAUUGAAAAACUACAAUUACCAAAACUUACACCAGCACAGCUAAGACGUCUUCUUUGCGAAAUGAAUAAUGUUAAAUUAAGAUUGAAAUAUUUAGAAGAGGAAGUUUCAUUUUACAGAGAAAGAAGACCAUCACUAAAAAUGGAGACAGAACAAGCAAUGAAAUUAGAAAUUGAACAACAAAGUAUAAGUGAUAAUAUUCUAACAAAUUUUAUUCAACAUUCUGAUGAUUCAGAUCAGUCAGGCAGUCAAGAAUCUGAUCAGAGCAGUGAAGCAGAUGAAACAUAUAAAAAUGCUUCUGACAGUGAAACAAGCAUGGAAGCUGAAUGGGUCACUAAAUCUGAUGUACCUGCUCAAUCUUUAGUUGAUCAGGAAAUAAGAAACAGAAAUAUGAUGGCAAGGAGGCCUUCUGCUAUCAAUAAAUUCUUUCGUCGCAUAUUUUCACCUUUUGCUGCUCAGGAAGAACAACCAUUGCCAUUGGCAUAUUUUGCACCCCGUAGAGCUUCUGCUGGAAUUAUUUAACAUUUUAUUUCCAAAGACAUCUUUAAUAUUUUUUAAAUUGUUUUAAUUGUUAAUAUUUAAAACACACAAAUUUCAGACUUAUUUAAAUUAUUAAAAUAUUUAUUCGUUGGAAAAAAAAUGUUCUUAAACAUUUUUUUUGUAAUCAUUUAUUGAUGUCUUUGGGAAUAAGAAUCCUCAAUGCAUUUUAGAAUGAAUUUCAAAAUUCAAAUAUUUAUUUUUUUAUGUUUGUUUUGUUACACUAUAGAAAUGGACUAUCUUUUUUGGCUAUAAUGUAUUUGUAAUUUAAUAAUAGUUAUUUUUAAAAUAAGAACUAGAAAGACCUAUUGGCAUUGAGGAUUUUACAUUUAAUUCUACUUUAACAUUUAAUAUUUUUAUACAAUAUAUCCAUAAUAAACAUAUAUAUCAUUUUAGAAAUAUAUUACAACUACUUAAUCAAAUUAUAGUGCCAAAACCCCAUUUUGAAUUACCAAAGAUAUUUUUAUCAUACCAAAAAGAUAAACUCUGAAAUUUAUUUUUAUAUUGUUGUUUAAUAUGUAAUUUUGAAAUU
Messenger RNA from Centruroides sculpturatus (bark scorpion), 1972 nucleotides. Its product is annotated as RILP-like protein 1. The transcript is spliced from 7 exons. Bases 157 to 1425 code for a protein of 422 amino acids. The record is from RefSeq and is a predicted model, not a curated record. NCBI's taxonomy places the organism in Eukaryota, Metazoa, Arthropoda, Arachnida, Scorpiones, Buthidae.